Messenger RNA from Rotaria sordida, 371 nucleotides. The record is from the annotation of a GenBank genome assembly. Lineage: Eukaryota; Metazoa; Rotifera; Eurotatoria; Philodinida; Philodinidae.
AAACGUGUUUAGAUCACAUUCUUCAAGAUGAUGAUGAUGAUAUUGAGUCGCCAUAUGGCAACUUACAUCUAGAAGAAAUAUCUAUUCGUUCAGAUGAGAAAAAUAAUAGUGAUGAUAGCCAUUCAUCAAAAGAUGAUAAUGAUAAUGAUGACAAUAAUAUAUCUGAAUCCUUAUCAUCAUCAAUAUCAUUCAAUCAAUUUAACAUCAAUAAUGAUGUGGAUAAUGAUGAGGAUAAUGAUGAUAAUAAUGAGAAAGAAUAUUAUAAUGAUGACAAUAAUGAACUUUCUAGUUCUCGUGAACUACCAACAAUUUCAACAGCAACAUCUCCAUUUCUAUGUGAUCCUUAUGAGUCUUAUGAUUGGGAAUGUUGA